UUACAAAACCGUCAUGGCGGACGAAAGUAACGAAGACAACAGAAAUAUGAUUUCUUGUUGCAAAUGUUCUUUGGAAUACGUCAGUGUUGCAUGUAACAGGACUCCCUUGUGUGUGGACUGGGGAAGGAAUGGCUGGCUGGCUUAUGGUGCUUGUUAUUCUAUAGCCUUGUAUCGCCCAAAGACAGCUAAAUCUGGUUCAUUCGGGAGAGUGGAACAUAUUUUGAAUGGACAUAAAGACAGGGUGAAUUGUGUGCGGUGGAUACCUAGGCCGGGGUUCGAGGAGGAGGAUGAAUUAGUUUCUGGCUCCACUGAUAAAUCAGUGAUUGUCUGGCAAAAGAAUGCCGAUCAAGAUUACACAUGGAAAGUUUCGUCUGUUCUUGAGGGUCAUCAGGGAGCUGUGAAUGCUGUGGCUGCUGUUAUUCUUCCUGUGUCUGAUAAUUCAAGAGCUACAAGAACUAUUAUAGUUUCUGCUUCUGCAGAUUCAUCAGUGAGGAUAUGGGAGCGUAAACAAACAGAGGGAAACUUCACAUGUCUACAGACUGUAUCAUAUGGGAAUGGUUUCAUUUUAGCCGUGGCAAUUUCUUUGCUUCCUGGAACAUCAGUUCCUGUAAUCGCGUGUGGUGGAGAAGAUUGCAAAGUGCACUUGUUUACAGAGAAAGACAACAAGUUUAUGAAAGUACAAGGUUUAUUGGGCCAUGAGGAUUGGAUCAGAGGCACAAACUUUGCAUUAGAAGAUGGUGGAGAUCUUCUUCUUGUCAGUUGUUCACAGGAUAGCUUCAUCAGGAUCUGGAGAAUUUCACUUUCACUGAAAUAUCCAGAGUCAGAUUCUGACAUCUUGCAAGAUGAAUUUAAAGAACUGAAACUAACUUCCAAUGUUUUUAGUGUAAUUAACGAAGGAUCGUCAAAAGACUUUUCAGUUGUGCUGGAGUCAGUCCUGACUGGACACGAAGGUUGGAUAUACGGGGUUCAUUGGCACCCUGCAAUUAGGAGAGGGGAUGGAUCGUUCACUCAGCCCAUGUCAUUACUAUCAGCCUCUAUGGAUAAAACAUUAAUUGUUUGGGCACCUGACAAAGAAUCUGGUGUUUGGUUGGAGAAGGUUCGUGUUGGAGAAGUUGGAGGAACAACUCUUGGUUUCUAUGGGGCUGUUUUCAGUCCAGAUGGCCAAUCUAUCGUUGGGCAUGGAUAUCUCGGAGCAUUUCAUCUGUGGAACAAUGUUGCCUAUGAGUGCGAGGAAAGGUGGGAGCCUGGUGUAACAGUUGGUGGACACUUUGGUCCUGUGCAGGACAUUGAUUGGGAUCCAAUCGAUGGGCAGUUUCUUGUGAGCGUCAGCAGUGAUCAGACAACAAGAUUACAUGCUCCUUGGAGAGGAGAAGAAUUUCAAAGGCCUGUUUGGUGCGAAAUAGCCCGUCCACAAGUACAUGGAUAUGACAUGCAAUGUCUGAGCAUGCUUAGUAGAUACAAAAUGGCGUCUGGAGCUGACGAAAAGGUGUUAAGGAUAUUCAGCGCUCCCCGCCAAUUUAUGGAGACGUUUCAAAAACUAUGUAAAUUGGAGGAAAAUGAAGAGAUGCAUGAUAGUUUACCCGUCGGAGCUAGUGUUCCGGCUCUUGGACUCUCAAACAAGGCGGUAUUUGAAGGUGACAUGGACAGCCUGAGAAGGGACCUUGAAGACCCAGCGAGGCCCAUGAAGUCGUCAGCGUUUGCCAGUGAGGAGCCGGCUCCAUUUACCCCGAUAUUAUUGAAAGAACCUCCCACCGAAGAUAUCUUACACCAGAACACGCUAUGGCCUGAAGUACAGAAACUAUAUGGUCACGGAUACGAGGUUUUCUGUGUGGCUUCAAGUCCUGACGGGACAUUACUCGCUUCUGCUUGCAAGGCUUCUAAACCAGAACACGCUGCAUUAAUAUUAUGGGAUACCAGCACGUGGAGACAGAUCUGCUCGUUACCCUCUCACGCACUCACUGUAACACAAAUAGCCUUUGAUCACAGUGGCCAGCGGCUUCUAUCUGUGUCACGUGACCGUUGUUGGUCUGUUUUCAAGAGAAAAGCAAACGACGAGAAAGGUCAGCUCUUCAGUCUUGUUGCUCGAAGCGACAAAAAGAAUCAACACGCAAGGAUUAUUUGGUCAUGUGCUUGGAGUGAAGAUGACAAAUACUUUGCCACAGCUUCAAGGGAUAAAAAGGUCAUAUUAUGGGGUAACACGGACAUUGCUAGCGACAACUGGCAAGCGGCUUCCAGUCCUGUAGAUAUCGGUGAAGCUGCCACCGCCGUAGAUAUUGCGCCAUGGGUCAAUAAUGGAAGGUACACUAUUGCUGUUGGUUCUGAAUCAGGCCGUAUAUUUCUAUAUUCCUGGAGUUUGAAUGGAGCCAGCCGUGCAAGUGGCCAGUGGAGUCUUCUUCAUACUUUUGACCAAUCGAUUUGUCACGUGCUGACUGUUCGAAGGUUGCGAUGGAGACGAACUAACGAUUAUAAUAAUAGUACGACUUUACAGCUGGCGAGCUGUAGUUUGGAUCAUAGUGUGAGAAUAUUCAACAUAGCAGUCGCUACGUGACAAGGUGUGUGAUAGUCACGCAAUACCCUAAAAUAAGACUGAAAUGCAAGCCGUCACGCCACACUCUGGCUUUAGAAAACAUUAAGAAAAGGACAUGUAGUGGCUGUUCCUGUGUGGUUUAAAGGUUUCAUACAGAGCUCCACUUCCCGUCUCUCAAUAUUGUUAAACAAUGUUUGAUACCGUCUUCGCAUCAAUGCGCAACAUUCUUCCAACCUCUGUAAACGAAUGAAGCUGUGUGAGAUCUAUCACUUGAUUUCAUAAGUUGGUGGAUAGUGGAACGCCACACUUGAAAGUUCUGCCUUGUAUUUUAGACCGCAAACGUCACUACCAAACAUCAUCAACAAGCGAGAAAACCCUCUCUUGUGGGAGGCAAUGCAAACCCUUCUCCCAAAUGGGCGGAAUAACAUUGAAGUUUUUCUGUCAAAACAUUGAAGUUUGAUAGCCCAACAGAAAAUGUGCUAUCGCAUGGGUGGAAGGGAAGAUGCAAUCGAAGAAAGGAUGAGAAAAAUCAUGGUGUCAAUUUUACGAUGGGUUAUCUAUCGACUAUUGUGGAUCUUACGAAGGACAGUUAUCCCAUAUAACGAGGACUUUAAAUUUUAUCCAAAAAAUACUAAAAGUAAACGAAUGAAUUGAUUAUCGAAAGA
Pocillopora verrucosa is the source of this 3192-nucleotide messenger RNA. NCBI's taxonomy places the organism in Eukaryota, Metazoa, Cnidaria, Anthozoa, Scleractinia, Pocilloporidae. The record is from RefSeq and is a predicted model, not a curated record.